This is a messenger RNA of Zea mays, 787 nucleotides long. RefSeq lists its product as uncharacterized. Lineage: Eukaryota; Viridiplantae; Streptophyta; Magnoliopsida; Poales; Poaceae. The record is from RefSeq and is marked validated.
GUAACCCUAACCCCACACCCACUCAUAAACCCUCCGCCUCCUCGCCUCCCUCCCUUCCAUCCAAUCCUCGGAACGAGCGCGCGGGCGAGGAGGACCCCCGACGGAGGAUGGCGGCGGCGGCUAGGGUUUUCCGCGGGUCCCUCUUCCUGAUGUCCCCGGCGGCGGGCGCCAAGGCGUCGGCAGCCAAGAAGGCGGGCGCGGCGGCGGCGGCGGCGGCGGUGGCCAAGAAGACCGAGGCGGCCACUACGAAGCCGAGACUGCCGACCGGGAUCACGAAGCCGAUGCCGGUCUCCGAUGAGUUCCGCAGGUUCGCCGGCGGCGCGCCCGAGGUCGCACGCUCCGAGGCCAUCAAGCUCAUCUGGGCCCACAUCAAGGCCCACGGCCUCCAGAACCCAGCCAAGAAAACGGAGAUCAACUGCGACGCCACGCUCAAAAGCUUGUUUGGCGGGAGGGACAAGGUUGGGAUGCUGGAGAUCAACAGGCUACUGAACGCUCACUUCCCGAAGAACUAGCAAGCAGCAGUCCGUGGUGCCAGUGAUCGCGCUUUGGUAAAGGACUUUCUUGUGGCUGGCCUCUUGUGGUCCAUGUGAAGUCCCAAGUCCCACUAGGUGGUUACACCCGAAAACCAUGUGAUGCCAUUAAGACUUACAGACUUUGUUCAGCAGUUGGGUUUUUGGGCGUGAUGCAUGUAAAAAGGAUCCCCAGUGUUUCCGUUUCUCUUGUGAUCCUGUGAGGACACCGAUGUGGGAAAUAUUUAAGUCUGCUGAUGGCAAAUCUUAUUAGCCUU